CCUCCGCCCCUGCAGCAAGGGAUAAGAAACCCUGCGCCAAGACCUCCUCCUUUCCCAGGCGGCUGCCGAAGAUGGCGGAGGGGCAGGUUCUGGUGUUGGACGGCCGAGGCCAUCUUCUGGGUCGCCUGGCAGCCAUUGUGGCCAAGCAGGUACUGCUGGGCCGAAAGGUGGUCGUUGUUCGCUGUGAGGGCAUCAACAUUUCCGGAAAUUUCUACAGAAACAAGUUGAAGUAUCUGGCCUUUCUCCGAAAGCGGAUGAACACCAACCCCUCCCGAGGCCCCUACCACUUCCGAGCCCCGAGCCGCAUUUUUUGGCGCACUGUGCGAGGCAUGCUGCCCCACAAGACCAAGCGAGGCCAGGCUGCCCUGGAACGCCUCAAGGUUUUGGAUGGGAUCCCUCCACCCUAUGACAAGAAAAAGCGGAUGGUGGUCCCUGCCGCCCUCAAGGUUGUGCGGCUGAAGCCUACCAGGAAGUUUGCUUACCUGGGGCGUUUGGCUCAUGAGGUCGGGUGGAAGUACCAGGCAGUAACAGCCACUCUGGAGGAGAAACGGAAGGAAAAGGCCAAGAUGCACUAUCGGAAGAAGAAGCAGCUCUUGAGGCUGCGGAAACAGGCAGAAAAAAACGUGGAGAAGAAAAUCUGCAAGUUCACAGAGGUCCUCAAGACCAACGGACUCCUUGUGUGAGCCCAAUAAAGACUAUUUGUGCCUCA
Messenger RNA from Arvicola amphibius (Eurasian water vole), 709 nucleotides. It is a transcript of the gene Rpl13a, whose product is annotated as ribosomal protein L13a. Gene Ontology annotation, cellular component: ribosome; cytosolic large ribosomal subunit. The coding region runs from base 72 to 683 and encodes 203 amino acids. Gene Ontology annotation, molecular function: structural constituent of ribosome; mRNA binding. NCBI's taxonomy places the organism in Eukaryota, Metazoa, Chordata, Mammalia, Rodentia, Cricetidae. Gene Ontology annotation, biological process: translation; negative regulation of translation. The record is from RefSeq and is a predicted model, not a curated record. The transcript is spliced from 8 exons.